Balaenoptera acutorostrata (minke whale) is the source of this 3961-nucleotide messenger RNA. It is a transcript of the gene NSF, whose product is annotated as N-ethylmaleimide sensitive factor, vesicle fusing ATPase. Gene Ontology annotation, molecular function: ATP hydrolysis activity; ATP binding. The record is from RefSeq and is a predicted model, not a curated record. Lineage: Eukaryota; Metazoa; Chordata; Mammalia; Artiodactyla; Balaenopteridae. The transcript has 21 exons. Gene Ontology annotation, biological process: intra-Golgi vesicle-mediated transport; Golgi to plasma membrane protein transport; SNARE complex disassembly. Bases 82 to 2298 code for a protein of 738 amino acids. Gene Ontology annotation, cellular component: Golgi stack.
CGGGCGCGCGCGCGGCGGGGGCGGGCUCUUCCGAGCGCAGAGCGCCGAGCUGCAGUGGCGGAGCCGGACGUGUCCGCGAAGAUGGCGGGCCGGAGUAUGCAAGCUGCAAGAUGUCCUACAGAUGAAUUAUCUUUAACUAACUGUGCAGUUGUGAAUGAAAAGGAUUUCCAGUCUGGCCAGCACGUGAUGGUGAGGACCUCCCCCAACCACAGGUACACAUUUACACUGAGGACCCACCCAUCUGUUGUUCCAGGGAGCAUUGCAUUCAGCUUACCUCAGCGAAAAUGGGCUGGACUUUCUAUUGGGCAAGAAAUAGAAGUGUCCUUAUAUACAUUUGACAAAGCCAAACAAUGUAUUGGCACAAUGACCAUCGAGAUUGAUUUCCUGCAGAAAAAAAGUAUCGACUCUAACCCUUAUGAUACUGACAAGAUGGCCGCAGAAUUCAUUCAACAGUUCAACAACCAGGCAUUCUCAGUGGGACAACAGCUUGUGUUUAGCUUCAAUGAAAAGCUUUUUGGCUUACUGGUAAAAGACAUUGAAGCCAUGGAUCCUAGCAUCCUGAAGGGAGAGCCUGCGGCGGGUAAAAGACAAAAGAUUGAAGUAGGACUGGUUGUUGGAAACAGUCAAGUUGCAUUUGAAAAAGCAGAAAAUUCAUCACUCAAUCUUACUGGCAAAGCUAAAACCAAGGAAAACCGCCAGUCUAUCAUCAAUCCUGACUGGAACUUUGAAAAAAUGGGAAUAGGAGGUCUGGACAAGGAAUUCUCAGAUAUUUUUCGACGAGCGUUUGCUUCCCGGGUAUUUCCUCCAGAGAUUGUGGAACAGAUGGGUUGCAAACAUGUUAAAGGCAUCCUGUUAUAUGGGCCUCCAGGUUGUGGUAAGACUCUCUUGGCUCGACAGAUUGGCAAGAUGUUGAAUGCAAGAGAGCCUAAAGUGGUCAAUGGGCCGGAAAUCCUCAACAAGUAUGUGGGAGAAUCAGAGGCUAACAUUCGUAAACUCUUUGCUGAUGCUGAAGAGGAGCAAAGGAGGCUUGGUGCUAACAGUGGUUUGCACAUCAUCAUCUUUGAUGAAAUUGAUGCCAUCUGCAAACAGAGAGGGAGCAUGGCUGGUAGCACAGGAGUUCAUGACACUGUCGUCAACCAGUUGCUGUCCAAAAUUGAUGGGGUAGAGCAACUAAACAACAUCUUAGUCAUUGGAAUGACCAACAGACCAGAUCUCAUAGAUGAGGCUCUCCUUCGACCUGGAAGACUGGAAGUUAAAAUGGAGAUAGGCUUACCAGAUGAGAAAGGCCGACUCCAGAUCCUUCACAUCCACACAGCAAGGAUGAGAGGGCAUCAGUUGCUCUCUGCUGAUGUAGACAUCAAAGAACUGGCCGUAGAGACCAAGAACUUCAGCGGUGCUGAGCUCGAAGGUCUGGUGCGAGCAGCACAGUCCACUGCUAUGAACAGACACAUAAAGGCCAGUACAAAAGUGGAAGUGGACAUGGAGAAAGCAGAGAGCCUGCAGGUGACAAGAGGAGACUUCCUUGCUUCUUUGGAGAAUGAUAUCAAACCAGCAUUUGGCACAAACCAAGAGGAUUAUGCAAGUUACAUUAUGAAUGGUAUCAUCAAAUGGGGUGAUCCAGUCACUCGAGUUCUAGAAGAUGGGGAGCUGCUGGUCCAACAGACUAAAAACAGUGACCGCACACCAUUGGUUAGCGUCCUUCUGGAAGGUCCUCCUCACAGUGGGAAGACUGCUUUGGCUGCAAAGAUUGCAGAGGAAUCCAACUUCCCCUUCAUCAAGAUCUGUUCUCCUGAUAAGAUGAUUGGCUUUUCUGAGACAGCCAAGUGUCAGGCCAUGAAGAAGAUCUUUGAUGAUGCAUAUAAAUCCCAGCUCAGUUGUGUGGUUGUGGAUGACAUUGAGAGACUGCUUGAUUAUGUCCCUAUUGGCCCUCGAUUUUCUAAUCUGGUAUUACAGGCUCUUCUUGUGUUACUGAAAAAGGCGCCUCCUCAGGGCCGCAAGCUUCUUAUCAUUGGGACCACGAGCCGCAAAGAUGUCCUUCAGGAGAUGGAAAUGCUUAACGCCUUCAGCACCACCAUCCACGUGCCCAGCAUUGCCACAGGAGAGCAGCUGCUAGAGGCUUUGGAGCUGUUGGGCAACUUCAGGGAUAAAGAACGCACCACAAUUGCACAGCAAGUCAAAGGGAAGAAGGUCUGGAUAGGAAUCAAGAAGUUACUAAUGUUGAUCGAGAUGUCCCUACAGAUGGAUCCUGAAUACCGUGUGAGAAAAUUCUUGGCCCUCUUGAGAGAAGAAGGAGCGUAAUAGCCGCCUCGACUUUGAAAAUGAACUAUUUUCAGACACAAAGUGACCAAGGUGAAGGUGGCCUGGGAUCGUCACUCGACUUACUCAAGAUACUGACAAAUUGAAAUGUUCCCUGCCUUCAACACGUGCUCCUUCUGCAUGAUUAGUGCAGUGAAACUCCCUUCCUUGUGCUUAUUGAGAUACUCAGUUUUGUGGAAGGUAUAAAUUUGCUUUAGAAUGCUGUGCUCACCUUUCCGUGCAAGCUGAUUCCUUCUUGCUCAGUCUUUAAACGUGGGAAACAUACUGUACUUGUGAACACUACACAUUCUAAGCUCCCUACCACCACCUGUCACCUAAAAACUCUCUAUAAACGCAACGAUGUGGCAAAAUAACAGUUCCCGGAGUAGAAGGAAGACUUUCUACAUGUAAACCAGGAGCAGUGACUAGAGGUAUGGGUUCAAAGGGAUUAUUUUGUAACUUCCUUGUGCUAACACUAAAGGUAAUUGGAUACAUGGUUAAAGGUUCUCCCAGAAGCCUGGUUAUCUUUGCCUAAAGAAACAGGGCUUUGAAUUUCUAAGAUGCUGUUCUCAGUCAUUUUCAGAGAUGUUUCCAAGUUGCAGUCAGGAGAUCUUUCUUAACAGAAAGUCAGAUUAUUACCAUGUUGGCUGUGACACCCCCUUAAUAUAAGUAAUUUGCUCUGUGGCAAGAGAUAUGCUAAUCAUUACCACUUGGUAGAUGUUGUUAACAGCUUGUGAGAGAUGUGUAUGGAAAAAGCACACACGCCUAAACAGAAAGGCGUCAUUAAAGUAACUUAAAACCCUCUCAGCACUCAUUAGUGUCCAACUUUAAAUGGGUCAAUCCCUUAGUUUAAUAUUAAAGGCUUAUUUAGUAUCACCACUUUUCUUUUUUCCUUAGCUUAAUGACUUACUUAGAAUAUAUCCUUCCUUUAAAUUAUCUGUACUACCUAGCAUCUAAAUAAAACACUAUUUUCCAGAAAAAAAUAAACCACUUUCUAGUCCUCUCCCCUCAGUCCUUUAACAUCCAUUCCAAUACACUGAAGACAUUUCCUUUCCCCACUACGCACUUCUUCCAAAGAGAAGGAGAACGGUGGUGUAAGCCAAGUUUGAAGAAAUUUAAUCAGGUCGUCAUGUUUGGUGAGGAGACUUGUGGAACAUGCCACUCUCUCCCCGUUGCUGCUUAAACUUCUAGGACAAGCGAUCAGGAGCCACCUGAAGGUACCUAACACCACCUGUAAGGCUUGUCACGCAUAAGGUACUUGGGUGUAGCUCUGUCAUCUGUCCCCAUGGUAGAAGGUAAAUUAUCUCCAGAUCUUGCUCUCUGUAUAUUUUUGGUAGACUUGUAUGUCACAUCUACUUUCUUUUGGGUUUUCAUCUCUAGCUUAUUUUGUGGCUGUUUUUUGUUUUUGUUUUUGUUUUUUUUAGGUGGAUUGUAUUGUGAAAUUCUGUGAUUGCUGGUGGCCAAUAUCCUGGAUUCCCUUAUCUGUUUUAGAUCUUGCCUCUUUUUUCUCUUCCCAUGAAAGCAGCACACAUUGUAUUAACUUAUGUGUCUUGUUAAAUAAGGUUAAUGUCUUUGUGUUUUGUCCAAAACUAUAUUGAAAAAAUAUAAAUAUUAUAUUGUUUAAUGCAAAUGAAGGAAUGCAAUAAAGAGUACAUAUACUUGAAAA